AUGGUUGCGUCCACAACUUGGAGCGUAGCGCUGCUCCUAAGCGCUGUCGUGGCGCAUCCAAAUCACGAUGCUAGCCAGGAAAUGGCAGAGCGCCGCUCCUUUCUCAACUCGGUCCGAAGCACCUCUCUUGCUCAUUGCGCCGAGUCGCUCAGAGCUCGCGGCGUCGAUGCCAGGAAUGCCGCUCGGCGAUCAAGCCUGGCGCAAGAGGCCCGCUUCAAACGAGGCUUGCUCGACAAGCGGGAUGCCGAGACUGUCCUUGGAAAAUCGCACAACCAAACCGAGCUUGGCUACUCACAGAACACGGACUUGGCCACCCUCUUCUCCGGCAAUAACUCUUGCGUCCUGGCUCCCGAGGUAACCGAGGGCCCUUACUACGUCUCGGGAGAGCAUGUGCGUCGCAACGUCGUCGACGGGCAAAAAGGCAUCGACAUCGUCUUGGAUUACCAGGUCAUCGACGUGGACACGUGCAAGCCCGUUCCCAACGUCUACGUCGAGAUCUGGCACUGCAACUCGACCGGUGUCUACUCUGGCGUCGUGGCCAACGGCAACGGCAACGCGGCCGACCAGCCCAACCUCAGCGCAACCUUUCUCCGCGGCAUCCAGGAAACCAACUCGGAGGGAGUAGUCUCCUUUGAGUCGCUGUUUCCAGGCCAUUACGGUGGACGCACGACGCACAUCCACGUCAUGGUCCAUGCCAACGCGACCCUGUAUCAAAACCAGACUCUGGGCUACGAGACGUACGCCAGCCACGUCGGCCAGGCCUUCUUCGACCAGAGCCUCAUCUCCGGCGUGGAGCUGCUUGAGCCCUAUCGCAGCAACGAGCAAGCCCUCACCACCAAUGCCGAGGACAUGAUUCUCAGCCAGGAAGCCGACGCGGACGGCGUGGAUCCUCUCAUGCAGUACGCUCUCCUGGGCGACAGCGUAAGCGACGGGCUCCUUGCUUGGAUUGCCUUUGGCAUCAACACGUCUUUUGCCAGUGAGGUCACCGCGGCUUCCUUCCUCUACGACUCGGGAGGAGUCGAAAACCCAAACUCGGGCAAUGGCGGCCGGGCGUCGAGCUCUGCAUCCGCGUCCGCUUCCGAGGCUCUUGGACCUACCAAGUAUGCGUCAGACCUGGCAGCCAUGGCCUGCUUUCUCGGGCUGGCAGUCUUCUUCUAG
This is a messenger RNA of Hirsutella rhossiliensis, 1158 nucleotides long. Its product is annotated as dioxygenase domain-containing protein. The record is from RefSeq and is a predicted model, not a curated record. Gene Ontology annotation, molecular function: ferric iron binding; oxidoreductase activity, acting on single donors with incorporation of molecular oxygen, incorporation of two atoms of oxygen. NCBI's taxonomy places the organism in Eukaryota, Fungi, Ascomycota, Sordariomycetes, Hypocreales, Ophiocordycipitaceae. The transcript has 2 exons. The coding region runs from base 1 to 1158 and encodes 385 amino acids.